AGAGCCUCAAUCCAGCUAUGACGUCUGCUCUGGGUCGUUUCAGAGUCCCUGCCCCACAUAUGUACCUAAUUGCAGGGGCAUCCCUCGGCGGGCUGCUGUUUCUGCGACAUGUGUCAAGCUCUUUGCGGGGUGACAAGUUCACGAUAUCCUUGUCACCAAGGGAGACUGCUUUGCCCAGAUUCUCAGAAGAUGAGCUAGAAAAAUUGCCAUAUCCUCCGGAUGCAUUGCCAGGAGCACGAGAUGUAGACUCUCCUUAUGGCAGCAUUCGAUGUUACGAGUGGGGCCCUGAGGAUGGCGAGAAGAUACUGCUCAUCCAUGGCAUAUCGACACCAAGUAUUGCGUUGACUGACCUCGCUUACAAGCUGGUUGAGAAAGGCUGUCGUGUGAUGCUGUUCGACCUCUUCUCCCGCGGAUACUCCUCCGGCCCAUCCCCGCAUACGCACCGCUACGACUCCUCCCUCUAUACCUCCCAGAUCCUACUCACCCUCACAUCCUCCCCCCUACGCUGGUCAUCCUUUACUCUAAUCGGCUACUCCCUCGGCGGCGCCUUGGCCGUAGACUUCACAUCCUACUUCCCCAACCUCAUCACCGGCCUAGUCCUCGUCGCGCCCGGCGGUCUUAUCCGCAGGACGCACACGACCUGGAAAUCCCGGCUCUUAUACAGCACAUCGGGCCUGUUGCCCGAAUUCUGGGUCGAACGGCUGGUGGCGCAACGCCUGUACACUGGCCCCGAGGAGGUGAGGAGUAUCGAGCCUGAGCCCGACACGGUUGAGAACGCGGAAGUCAAGAAAAGUAGUGGGGGAGACGCCACGUAUGCGUCAAGCCACCAUGCCUUAUUACCGGGCAAUCCGUUUAGCACUGUUGGUGCGGUUGUGGACUGGCAGAUCGAGCACCAUGGUGGGUUUGUGCCGGCGUUCAUCAGCUCGAUUAGGUAUGCGCCGGUGCACGGGGAGCACAAAAGGUGGAGAGUACUUGGAAGGAACAUUGGUGAGAGUAUUGGGAGCUUGAGGAAGGUGUUUGUUGUGUUGGGUGAGACGGAUCCUAUCAUCGUUAAGGACGAGAUUAUGGAAGAUGCGAGCGAGUGCCUUCAGGCUGAGAACGUGGAGUUUGAGAUUGUAGAGGGCGCAGGGCAUGAGGUUGCUAUUGAGAGAGCGGAUGAUGUCUUGCGUGUCGUUGGAAGGGCGCUUGGGAAGUGGUGAACAGGUGAUAGAGUUUAGACGUAGGUCGUAGAGGUCAUAGAGUCUAGAUAAUGUACAUGCU
This is a messenger RNA of Didymella exigua CBS 183.55, 1260 nucleotides long. Its product is annotated as alpha/beta-hydrolase. The transcript has 2 exons. The record is from RefSeq and is a predicted model, not a curated record. The coding region runs from base 60 to 1199 and encodes 379 amino acids. Lineage: Eukaryota; Fungi; Ascomycota; Dothideomycetes; Pleosporales; Didymellaceae.